Messenger RNA from Daphnia magna, 2295 nucleotides. RefSeq lists its product as uncharacterized. Lineage: Eukaryota; Metazoa; Arthropoda; Branchiopoda; Diplostraca; Daphniidae. The record is from RefSeq and is a predicted model, not a curated record. The transcript has 2 exons. Bases 1 to 2295 code for a protein of 764 amino acids.
AUGUCGUCAAGCGCCAAGCAAACUCAAGAACCAACAUCAGUUCUAUCAGCCAGUACGUUGGUGGUACCCACUGAGUACAGCGUUUUAAAAACAGCCAUCACGUCAGUGUUAACACCCAAAGGAAAUAGCAAAACAAACACCAUAGUCGACGAAGGAUCUCAAAGGUCACUGAUGACACGAAAAUUAGCGAGAAAAGUAAAAAUCAAGAGCUCCAGUCAGGAAUUUCUGUUGCUGUCUGGCUCUACUGGACUUUCAAAUAAACCAAGUGUCUAUGAAGUAGUUGAAUUUACAUUGAUGGACAAAAAAGACAAGCCCAUCUAUAUCAAAGCUAUCGUCGUUGACCAAGUGGCAAAACCCUUAGAAGACAAACACCGUGAACGAAUCAACUCUCUUCCACAUCUAAAAAAACUGGAUCUCGCUCAUCCAACUAUCAAGAAUGACAUUUUCAACAUCGAAUUACUGAUUGGUGCAGAUUUUUAUUGGUCCAUUGUCGAAGACGAGAAACCCAUUCGGGGUGACGGACCAGUGGCUGUACGGUCAAGAAUCGGAUAUCUUGUUUCCGGACCAUUACCAGGAACGGCCCACGAAAGUCCGAACCCAGUGAUUCCUCUUCACGUAACUGCCAUAGAAGAACUCGACGUCUCCUGUUUGUGGAGUCUAGAAUCUCUUGGAAUUCAUCCGCAAAAGGAAAAUAGUGAAGAAGCGGCGGAGUACGCAAGAGAAAACAUCAAGUAUCAAGACGGAAAAUACGUCGCAAAAUUUCCCUGGAAAAAGGAACAUCCAGAUCUCCCUCCAAACUUCAAGAUGGUCCAGAACAUGACACGGGCAAUUGUUAGGCGUCUAACAAAAGACCCAGCUCUAUUUCAGUUUUUUGGCAAACUUAUUGAAGACCAGUUAGAAAACCAAUUCAUUGAAAAGGUUCCAGAGUCCGAAACGACUAAGCCAUGCCACUACAUUCCUUAUCACUAUGUCAAGAAAAAUUCCGUUACUACGCCGAUUAGAAUUGUAUACAAUUGUUCGUGUCGAGCUCAAAACGGAGUUAGUUUUAAUGACUGUGUUCAAACGGGAGCUAUUCUACAAAAUGAUCAAGUCGGUAUCAUGCUUCGUUUUCGCUCACAUCAAAUCGGAUUAGUGGCCGAUGACCCCAGUGACCCAGAGUCUGAACUCAUCGCCUACCGUUUCAAAGUAAUACCUUUCGGAGCCAAGUCGUCACCGUUUAUUCUCAACUCCACCGUGAUUCAUCAUCUUAAACAAGAGUCAUCAGCAGUCGCCAGAGAUAUGCAAAACAACAUUUUCGUUGACAAUAUAGUAUCCGGCUGCAAGACACAAGAAGAGGCGAUAGAAUACUAUAGCUCUGCAAACACGAUCAUGAAACGAGCUGGUCUGCCAUUACAAGCAUGGGGAUUUAGCGAUCCAGUCGUAGAAGAAAAAAUCAAGAAAGAUGGGCGUCUGGAUCAAAGCUCUAUUUCAAAAACUCUAGGCUUCAUUUGGGAUCGUUCUAACGACAGGUUAAGCAUCCAACCAGUUAAUAUGUUGUCAUUUUGCUCAGUCUCGGCCACACACAAAGAUAUUCUUCGCGGAACACAUUCUCUUUAUGACCCACUCGGGUUCUACAGCCCCUUAAGUGUUAAAGGCAAGAUUCUACUUCAAGAUUUAAAUCGCGAAAAGGUUCCACUUGAGCAAAAACUUUCGGAUCAACAACUCGAUCGAUGGCGAAUAAUUGCAGCUGAUAUCUCAAGUGCUGUGGAUCAACGCAUUUUGUCCGUCUCUCGACCAUUCUUUCCCUUUCAUCUUGACCGUUGUGAGCUGCACAUAUUUAGUGACGCUAGUAGGCGUGCGUAUGGAGCUGUGGCCUAUCUAGUGCAAAAUAACCAAGUUGCGUUCGUCAUGGUGAAGUCUAAAAUCAACCCGAAGAAAGAAGAGAGUAUAGAAGGUGAGAGAGAACUAUCCAUUCCAGAAGCGGAACUCAUGGCAGCGUACAUUGGAACCUUAGUCGCUGAAACUAUCGUCGCCGCCCUGGAGCCCCUCGGCAUUCGUAUUCAAGUUUUCUUUUGGAGUGACAGUCAGAUCGUUCUUUUUUGGAUAUCAAAGCCGGAAAACCAUCCACGUUCUUUCAUUACAAACCGGGUCAAGAAAAUACAAGAGUCAACACGAUUGAAAGCAGCCACCUGGAAGUACGUGACUACUGAUCAGAAUCCAGCUGACAUACUCUCCCGUGGUGCUUCAUUAAAAGAGUUCAAAGCCUCAGACAUUUGGAAAAAUGGACCAAUUUGGUUAACGGAUCGAAAAACUUGA